AUGGCGCCUAAUAAAAAGAAUGGCAAGAUCAAUGCUAAGAGGCCUGUAAAGUCUACAAAAAAGGCGACUCUAUCUGAAAUGAACGCUCUGCGUAAUAAGAUUAUCAAGGCUGACCAAAUCAGUUGGAAACCAGUAGACAUCCCUGAUACAUUAGGUGACUACAGUGGAUUUUUCGGAUUGGAAGAAUUGGAAGGUGUAGAUGUCCGCAUGGUGGAUGGAAAGCCCGAAUUUAUAACGAAAGAAGACGAAGGAGAAGUCUUCAUUCCUGGAAUCACCGAUAUGGACUCAAAGAAGAGAAAGCAAAAGAAAAAGAACACACAAAAGGAGAAGAAGACAACUGAAAAGAGUUCCGAGAGCAAAAACUCUGACAAAGCUAUUGAUAAUGAUAAAUUGGCAGGGCAAGAGAAAAAGGAUGACGAGUCGGGGGCUAAGCUGGAAGAUGAAUUGGAAGAUGAAUUUACAGGUUUCGACGAUGACAAUGAAAGCGAAGAAUUAAAUGGCUCUAAUAUCUUGGAAGAUCAAGAGAAUGAUGAGUCUAUUGUCCAAAAAGAAGACGAGUCAGAGGAAAGUGAAAGUCAGCUUUCCUCGUCACUCUUCUCAGCGCUCAACAUGCCUCUUCCUGAUGACAACCAAAUCGAUUUGCCAGAAUGGUCGUCCAUUCCUCUCAGUCCAUACAUUUUGAACGGGCUUCAAACCUUGGGCUUCACUCAGCCUACGCCGAUUCAAAAACAGACGAUUCCAAUAUCCUUGGAAGGCUCUGACAUCAUUGGAAAGGCCACUACCGGUUCCGGUAAGACUUUAGCCUAUGGUCUACCGAUCUUAGAGAAGUACAUCUCCAAACUCGAAACAAUCAAGGAGACUUUCGGCAAUGUGAUACAGCCUCCAGCGGGCAUUAUUUUUGCGCCAACAAGAGAAUUGGCUCACCAGGUUUCGGAUCACUUAAAUGCCAUCGCAAAAUACUCGCCUCUUUCGCAAUACGGUAUUGUGUCCAUCACUGGUGGUCUUUCCAUCCAAAGACAGGAGAGAUUGUUGUCAUACGGCCCUGGAAUCAUUGUCGCCACACCAGGAAGAUUUCUCGAAGUGAUUGAGAAAAACGAGGAGGUUGCCAAGAGAAUGGCAGCAACUGAUAUCGUUGUUCUUGACGAGGCCGAUAGAUUGUUGCAAGACGGCCAUUUCGAUGAGUUUGAGAGAAUUUUGGAGCUCAUGGAGAAGACAAGAUCCAAGAAGGACUACGGCUGGAGAUGGCAGACUUUGGUCUUUUCGGCAACCUUCUCCAGAGAUCUUUUUGGUAAAUUGAACAAGAACUUCCACAAGAAAAAAACUGACGCUGGCCUCGCCAGCAACGAAGAGAUCGUUGAAUUGUUGGCUCAAAAGUUAAAGUUCAAGAACAAGAGACCCAUGCUUGUGGAUGCCAAUCCCAAAGAGAUCGUUUCCGGCCAGGUCACUGAGGCGCUCGUCGAGUGUGGUGCCAUGGAGAGAGACUUGUACUUGUACUAUUUUAUUCACAUGUACCCCGGUUCCACACUUGUGUUCGCCAACUCUGUCGAAUCUGUUCGUCGUCUUGUUCCUUUGCUUGAGAAUCUCCAGGUGCCUGCCUUUGCCAUUCACUCAUCUAUGAUGCAGAAGCAGAGACUUCGGUCAUUGGAGAGAUUCAAGGCGGCUUGUACAAACAAAAAGAGCGCCGUUUUGAUCGCUACUGAUGUCGCCGCCAGAGGCCUUGAUAUUCCAAACAUUGACCAUGUGGCCCACUACCACUUACCUCGCACUGCUGACGUAUAUAUUCACAGAUCCGGAAGAACAGCUCGUGCUGGAAAGGAGGGUGUUUCUGUUAUGUUCUGCUCGCCUCAAGAAGCUUCCGGUCCUCUCAAAAAGCUUAGAAAUAUGGUCGCAUCUACCGCUGGAAACACAAAACUAAGCACCAGAGCCGACGUCAAGCUUCUACCCAUCGAGUACGAUCUUGUUUCGCAGAUCAGAGAGCGGGUUCAAUUGGCCUCAAAGCUUGCCGACGCAUCUAUGUCGGGUACAGCCACCAGAAAGGAGAACUCGUGGCUCAAACAAGCUGCUGAUGACUUGGGAAUUGAGAAUCUCUCUGAUGUGGACGACUUUGAAGACGACAUCAUUAAGAAACAGAGAAAGAGAAAGGAGAAGAAGGCACUUUCUACUGACGAACAAAGAGCACUCCGCCAUAAGCUCAAGGAACAGCUUUCGAUUCCAUUGAGAAAAAAUCAUAGACGGUCUUACAUCACGAGUGGACUCGAAAACUUGGCUCACCAAAUUGUCACGGGUGAGUCGUCAACGACAGUAUUGGGUCGUAAGACGGUGAAGGCGCUUGACGAACUCAAGGAUGUGAAGAACAAGGUGAGCAAGCCAGCAUCAGCGAAAGCCCAGAAGAAUCGGGCAAACAACAAAAAGUCGAAGAAAGGAAAGAAAUAG
Molecule: messenger RNA, 2433 nt
Organism: Australozyma saopauloensis
Lineage: Eukaryota; Fungi; Ascomycota; Pichiomycetes; Serinales; Metschnikowiaceae
Gene: MAK5
Product: putative ATP-dependent RNA helicase
Exons: 1
Coding region: 1-2433 (810 amino acids)
Molecular function (GO): ATP binding; RNA helicase activity; nucleic acid binding
Source: RefSeq, a predicted model, not a curated record